Fusarium sp. VM40 is the source of this 1236-nucleotide messenger RNA. Lineage: Eukaryota; Fungi; Ascomycota; Sordariomycetes; Hypocreales; Nectriaceae. The record is from the annotation of a GenBank genome assembly.
AUGUCGAAACUUCGAGUUCUCAUCUCGGGCGGUGGCAUCGCCGGUCCAUCCGCCGCCCUCUGGCUCUCCCGUCUUGGCCAUUCCUGCACCGUCCUCGAGCGCUUUCCCUCGUUGCGCACUGGAGGACAACAGAUUGAUAUUCGCGGCCAGGGCAUUGAAGCCGCGAAACGUAUGGGCAUUUUGGAAGAUAUUCGCAAAAACGCAGUUGAUGAGGGCGGUCUGCAAUGGGUUGACUCAGAAGGGAGGCAGAAAGCUCUGCUGGCGCGGAAUGACUCUGGGAAGGGCAGACAGUCGUUUACGAGUGAGUUUGAGGUCAUGAGAGGUGAUCUGUGCAGGAUUAUCUAUGAUGCCACCAAGGAGAAGACGCAGUAUCGCUUUGGGACGUCAAUCGAGAGUUUCGAGAAUGUUGGUGAUAAAGUCAAUGUCAAAUUCAACCAAGGCGCUGAUGAGAGCUACGACCUUCUCAUCGUGGCAGAUGGUCAAGGCUCUAGAGUUCGGAGGAAACUCUUCGCAGAUGACCCCGAAGCGGUUCAUGUUCGCGAACUGGGCUUGAACGGGUGCUACUACAACCUCCCGCGCGAAGCAGGCGACGAGAACCUCGCAACUGUGUAUAGCGCACCUGGCCGUCGCGUCAUAUCAACGCGUUGGCAUUCCAAGGAUAGAGGCCAGGCGUACUUGAUGACCAUGUCUCACUAUGACGAACUCAAGGAAGUCAUGGGUCAGGAUAUCGAGGCGCAGAAGAAGCUGUUUGGCGAGAUCUUCAAAGACGCAGGCUGGCAGGCGCCGCGGCUUAUCAAAGCGAUGAACGAGACGGAGGAUUUCUACGCGCAGGCCUUUGUGCAGAUCAAGACGAAGACGUGGUCAAAAGGACGAGUCGUCCUGCUCGGAGACGCAGGCUAUGCGCCAUCAGGAUUAACAGGCGUGGGAACGACACUCGCCAUGAUAGGAGCGUGUGUCCUCGGCGGAUCGAUCGCGAGACAUGGACAUGAUAUACCGAGGGCGUUAAAAGCGUACGAAGACACGCUGAGGCCGCAUGUUGAGUACUCCCAGAAGAUACCCUCGUUCAUCCCUGGUAUUGCGUAUCCCAAGACGAAGUUUGGGAUCAAGCUGCAGUAUUCAAUCAUUGGGCUUGUGACGAAACUCAAGAUUGAUAAGGCGGUGCUUGCUUUGCUGCCGGAGGAUAGGGGGGCUUGGAGGAUUCCUGCUUAUGAGGAGCUUGAGGGUUUGAAGGGGUGA